Molecule: messenger RNA, 3563 nt
Organism: Nothobranchius furzeri (turquoise killifish)
Lineage: Eukaryota; Metazoa; Chordata; Actinopteri; Cyprinodontiformes; Nothobranchiidae
Source: RefSeq, a predicted model, not a curated record
AGAGAGCGAGUGGGUGAUCGAGGUAUGGAUUGUAUGAGAGAGAGGGAGUGGGGAGGUGUGGGGAGAGAGAGGGAGCAGAGCCGAGUGACGGACGAGUGAAGCAGCAGCAGACAGACGAGUGUGAAGGGGACGCAGGGGCUGAGGCUGCUGCUAUAUGCGGUUGCCAUGGCGCAGCCGUCUCCGAGCGCAUCGCCAGGCGUCCGUCGCCGUAGCGAUGGUUCGGUAAGAGAAUGUCUGUUCUUUCCUGUCUCUGAACGCAACGAGCAGGAGAGAUUGGAGGCCCUGGUGCGCCGGAGAGCCGGGGGUGCCGAGAGAGGAGGAGGAGGUGCAGGGGAGGCCCGGGAGCACCUGGACAACCGGCCCAAACGGUGGACAUGGGGAGGACCUCCUGAUGGAGCAGAAGGUAACCCUAAGACCCCGCUCUGCAAUGCCAUUGGCUCUGCUCAGCCCAAUGAGCUUCCUGCUUCUUCCAGUGCCAGCCAAUCCCGUAACGUUGUGGACUUCUUAUCUCCGCCGACGAUGGAUCAGCCGAACAACAAACAGCUUUCUAACUCCUCAGCUGCUCUCAGCUCUGCAGACAGAGUGUCAUGUGUGUCCCAUCAAACAGCUUCCCCCAACAACAACAGGUUGUUCAGGAGUUCCUCCAACCGCAGAAGCGUGGCUGGAUUUCCUGAGGAGACGUCCAGAGCUAAAACACCCACGGGGGAGGUACCUAACACACCUGUGCGGAGCGCCUCCUUCAAAUGCAACAGUAAAGGUCACGCCACGCCCAAAAGAAUGAGGUCCAACAGGAACCGAGCUCAGUCUCCCUGCUCCCCUGGACAGUACCCCCCCUCUCCGAUCCGACAGAGAGCCACCACCCCCGGCACCCCCGAUGACAGGGGUCACCUUGAGUUCAAAGGUCACAGCACCCUGGAGAGGAAAUCUGCCAAAUCUGAGACGUCGGACAGCAAGAAGAUCCCUAAAUCCACCAGCAAGGAGCUCAACGCAGAGUCUCCGAGCACGCCCACCGGCCGGAGCGUCGGAGGGACCACGGAUGCUGAGGAGGCGUCCCGGCUGCUGGCAGAGCGACGCCGUUUGGCUCGAGUCCAGAAGGAGCAGGAGGAGAAACAACGGCAGGAGGAGGAGAGGAUGAGGAUCGAGGAGGAGCAGAGGGAGCAGCAGGAGGCCAAGGAGCGCCUGGAGAGAGCGGCCCAACAGGCAGAGGAGGAGAGGGUGAGGAGGGAGGAGGAGAGGAGGAGCAGAGAAGAGGAGGAGCGACGACAGAAGGAGCAGAGGUGGAGGGACAUGCAGGAGCAGCUGGACAAGGAGAGGGAGGAGGCCGUCCUACGAGCUCAGAGGGAGGCUGAGAAGAAGAGGCAGGAGAGGGAGCAGCUGCACAUCCAGGAGGAGCAGGAGAGGCAGCAGAGGAAGAAGAGAAUUGAGGAGAUUAUGAAGAGGACGAGGAAGAGCGAGGUGGAGCCUCCGUCUGCUGCUUCUGUCUCUGGGGUUAAAGUUGAUGCUGCUGCCGCCCCGGAGGAGGACGAGACUCCUGCUGAAGCCCCCGUCAUCCUGCUGGGGCCUCUGGAGAAUAAGAGCUGUGUGGACGAGCUGUCCGACGGGGUCCAAUCCAUGGACGUCAGUUCUCCGUCUGUCUCCAUCAGCCCCGUGUCCAGAGACGAGCAGGCCAGCGCCCAGGAGUUCUCACCCGUCACCGAGGGACCCGACGGCUGCCCCCUGGACCACCUGAUGGACCUCGACGCGCCGGGACGAGGGCAGCGGCACGGCGCGGAGACACCCCCCUACCCCAAACUGCAGGCUGGCAGCGGGGUCGGGGACCUGAACAAGAACCUGCUGAUCCAGGCGUACAGCGCCGCCUCGGAGUCCUCGCAGCUCAUCCCCAGCGUCGGCCCGAGCAAGCUGGACCUCCAGUAGAGGGACUUUUCAGAAGCUGGUAGGAAAACAAAAAAGGAACCACAAGAAACAAACGUUCAUCUGCAGCAACAGUCAUCGUUUUAACCGAUCUGAAUGAAGAAACCACAUCACUGUCUGGCUUUUGGACACAUUAGAGGCUCUGCAGAUGGACAAGUCACGCAUUCAUCAUAGUCAGCGUGAAGGAGCUGUUUCUGGGGUGGAUGAAGCCACCGCCGGGGUGGUUUUAAACAUUCUAGAAACACGAGAGGGAAUCUACAACCAGAUCUGUGCCGAUAAACUUCUCCGUAGGUCAGGAGACGAUGGAGCCAGGUUUGUCCGUCUGCAUCGCCACCAACAUCUCUGGAGAUUCACCUGCUUUUUAAAAACUCUGUAAAUAAAGCUGACUGUUCAUCACUGAAACGGGAAGCAGCUCGGCAGCAGAUCGUCUGGACGAGAUCCGUCUGAAUGUGUGUGAGAAGCGUGUAGCGCCUGGACGAGGAUUAGCUAGCUGUGGUUGUGUAGUUCUUCUGUGGUUCCUGUGUGUUUGUCCUGACUCUGACGGCCGCUCUCACGUGCUUUCACGUCCUAGCGAUGCGGAGCGGCAUCCUGUUAGCAUGUAGCUCUGAUUCCUCUGCUGCUCGUCUCCAUGGAUGGACGCUCUGGGAUCUUCAGCAGGAACGAAGCUGAACUGUAUGUAUUUAAUCUGCAGGUUAAGGAUGUAUUAGUAGUGAUGUGUAUUAGUCUGGCACUGACUGCAGUUUAUAGCGCGCACCUAAAGUAGUCGUGUUUCACUGCUCUGAAACCGCUUCAGCGACUCGGACCGGAGACAGAGUUCACCUCCUCAUGGCUCAUCACCUCCGAGGCCUUAGAACCUCCGCACUUCGUCCUGCACCGCCGACAAUAAACUCACCUUUUGCUUUUUCUCUUCAGCAGCAGACUGAUCAGAGAAAACGUGUAAAAACUUGUCAGAACUUUAAAGGUUCUCAAACUAAAAGUCCUAAAUCCAGCCAUGGUUCAGAGGACCUGAGAUUCAGACUGGUUUUAUCCAGUAAACAGGUUAAUAAAUGCCAUUUCCUUCCAUGGACGUAAUUUUCGGGGGGGACAGGGGGGACAUGUCCCCCCCACUUUUUCCAAAGUCAAGUUUUGACCCCUGCACUUUUUACCAUCCAAAAACAAUAUUACACUAUAUUUAAUUGACACUGGUUGAGCUCUAGGACCAAGUGGAAAACAACCGUUUGUGUUGAAGCCAGUUUCCCAUUAGAGCAUACUGUAAAGACCCCCCCCCCCCCCCAUGUCCCCCCCACUUCUAAAGUGAAAAUUACGUCCAUGUUUCCUUCCCAGUCCUUUAUUUUUAUUCGUCACCAGGUGUCUUCUCACAGAUGUAAGUGUCUCUGAGACAAGGCUCUGCGGCUCCUCCUCGUUUCCACGCUGAUGGAUGAAACCGUUUACUAACAUUUCUUUUCCCUUCAGCUCCUCUUUCUCCUCGUUUGCACAUCAUGUUCUAGAUUCUGCUGAAACCAGAGGGUCUCGUUGUAUCUGAGGGAAACAUAACGGAUUGUGUUUAUUCUAAUAUUACUAAACUCUGUGACACUGCAGCUUGGUGGAAUAUAUCAUUAUAGAUGUGGUGCAUGGAAACUCGCUGAAAUAGAACAAUAAACUUCAUCAAACCA